Molecule: messenger RNA, 423 nt
Organism: Tarenaya hassleriana
Lineage: Eukaryota; Viridiplantae; Streptophyta; Magnoliopsida; Brassicales; Cleomaceae
Product: beta-D-xylosidase 1-like
Exons: 1
Coding region: 1-423 (140 amino acids)
Biological process (GO): xylan catabolic process; arabinan catabolic process
Cellular component (GO): plant-type cell wall
Molecular function (GO): xylan 1,4-beta-xylosidase activity; alpha-L-arabinofuranosidase activity
Source: RefSeq, a predicted model, not a curated record
AUGAAAAUGUCUUGCAAGAACAUCCUGGCUACUAAUUGCAUCUUGUUAGUCGUGUUGUGGUCGGUCCACGUGGCUGAGUCAGCCCGAACGCCGUUCGCGUGCGACCCCUCUAGCGUUUUCGCUCGGACGCUGCCUUUCUGCAGGGUCGAUCUACCGAUCGAGGAGAGAGUAAAGGACUUGAUCGGACGACUGACAUUGCAGGAGAAGGUCCAGCUUCUCGGCGACAACGCAGCUGCCGUGCCUCGGCUCGGCAUCCAAUGGUAUAAGUGGUGGUCGGAGGCUCUUCACGGCGUCUCAGACGUGGGGCCCGGCACCAGGUUCGGUGGUGCAUACCCAGCUGCUACUAGUUUCCCUCAAGUCAUCACCACCGCCGCCUCUUUCAACCAGUCGCUCUGGGAAGAGAUCGGACGGGUGAGCAUAUAA